AUGGUGUGGCCACUUCUGGAGAACCUGUCACAAGCUAUGGCGCCAAAUGUUGAAGAUUCCCAGAUGAAAGUUGCCAUUCUAAACAGUCUAUCAAAGAGGAACACAUACGUGGAGAUAAAACAAGUAAUGCUACAAGCAUCUCUUGUUGAUCCUAGGUUCAAAGCUCUGCCUUUCCUCAACCCACAAGAGAAGUUGAAGGUCCAAGAAUUUCUUCUUCAUUUGGCUAAAGCAAUGAAUAACAGCUCCCUUGAGUAUGUCAUCAUCAAAUCAGAACCGGGUGCAGGCCCAGAGGAUGGAAUUAUCAACCCACCCAAGAAGACAGCAUUGUCUUCAUUAUUUGGAGAUGUGUUUGUGGUUGGUGAUGUACCUGCUACCCUGACCAAGAAAGAGCAGCUCGCCAGAGAGAUUAAAACCCAUAUUGGAGAGGAUUCAGUUGAUAUCAAUACCAAUCCACUCAAGUGGUGGCAUGAGCAUGCCUACAACUAUCCUUUACUUUACAAGGUUGCAAAGUAUUUAUUGGCAAUACAAUCAACAUCUGUACCAAGCGAAAGAGUAUUCAGUACUGCUUGGCAUAUUGUGACAGCUCAGAGGGCAACAUUGGCCCCGGAGAAUGUGGACAAGCUGAUUUUUCUGAAAAAGAAUGUUAUCUUUUAA
Messenger RNA from Haliotis rufescens (red abalone), 654 nucleotides. Its product is annotated as E3 SUMO-protein ligase ZBED1-like. The transcript has 2 exons. Bases 1 to 654 code for a protein of 217 amino acids. Gene Ontology annotation, molecular function: protein dimerization activity. The record is from RefSeq and is a predicted model, not a curated record. NCBI's taxonomy places the organism in Eukaryota, Metazoa, Mollusca, Gastropoda, Lepetellida, Haliotidae.